Messenger RNA from Drosophila eugracilis, 1877 nucleotides. RefSeq lists its product as uncharacterized. NCBI's taxonomy places the organism in Eukaryota, Metazoa, Arthropoda, Insecta, Diptera, Drosophilidae. The coding region runs from base 98 to 1681 and encodes 527 amino acids. The record is from RefSeq and is a predicted model, not a curated record. Gene Ontology annotation, biological process: neurogenesis. The transcript has 4 exons. Gene Ontology annotation, cellular component: cytosol.
UAUAUUUCGGAUUCCAACUGAAAUCACACAAGUGAUAGUGGAAAUUGGAAAACUCUGGAAAGAACCUUUACUAUUAUAUGGAACCCAUAUUUUGGAGAUGGAUCAUCGAUACGGUGGCAACGCCAGCCCGGGAAAUUUGUUCUCCAACAAAAUCACUGCCUUUAACGACAGGGACAGCUUAGAGCCUCGUCCCGGCAACAAAUACCGCCAGAGACGAAUCGAAAGCCGUUUGGAGGAGCAUCUGGUCAAGGAAAAGCGUAUCACCAAGUUCCCGCUAGUGGGAGCCCUUGUUCACAAGGCACUGCGGCGUCGGGAGAAGGAGAAAGAUAUCACAGAUCCCAAAAACAACAACGACGAUAGGGAGCCAAACAGAAUGGUGCUACCGUUCGGACUUGGCCCAGAUGGCCACCACGUGGAUGCCAUACAGAGUGCUCCGGCGCCCAGUGCCCCACCUGCCCACAUGAUACCACCAGCCUAUUCCCGUGGUCAAACCAACAUCUACACAGGCGUUCCAAUCAUAGUGAAUCCCUACAUAGACUUCAUCGUGGUCAACGGUGAUGAUCGUUACAUGAUCCGUUGCGAACGGAAAUCGGUGCUCGAACGGAGCGUGGAGCUGGCCAAGCUUAUACAUGCCGGUCCAAAUAGUGGACGUAAGAGCGAUAACCACUUCCAGAUACUCAAUGUGGACAAGAACGACUUCGAGCUGAUCGUUCGCUACAUGGAGAAGCACUUCAUCCCCUAUCGCGAUCACAAGCACCUUCUCAAGAUACUCGAGCUAUCCGAUCGCUUCAACGUUCCAGAUCUGAUCAUCUACUGUAUUCGCGAACUUGAUCUCAGAAUCUCGUGUGCCACCGCUUUGGACAUCUUCAAGGCGCUAUGGUUCUACCAGGGCAUUGCCCUGACCAACCAGCACCAGACAGUGAUCACCACCCAGGAGACGGGUCAGCAGCUGGCCAGAAAGAAGGCAACCAAGGCGAAGGCGGCGGCCAAGCAGUUGGCGGCUGCCAAGGCAUCCCAAUCUACCGAAAACGGAGCCGAUGGCGAUGGAGCCCAGGUCAACCUCAUUCCAAAUCCGAAUCCCUUUACCACCGAAGACUAUGGCGUGGCUCUGCUGCACAACACACUCCAGCUGAUCGAUAUGCAUGCAGAACUGCAGCUUUCUAUGGCUGAGAUCAGUGAUCUGCGUUUUGAGGAGCUGGAGACCUUGGUGAAGAGAGACACCUUGCAGCUGAGAUCGGAGGUAACGCUGUUCGAAUGCCUGGCCACGUGGAGUCUGGCGGAGUGUGCCCGUAAACAUAUUGAUGCCACGCCGGAGAACCGGCGUACUGUCUUGGGACCUCUAUGCCUCACACCUCGUUAUUUGCGAAUGACCGCCAGCGAAUUCCGACGCUGCUGCGAACGCCUGGAGCUACUGCCACCCACUGAGAUAUCACUCAUCAGCGAUGCCCUCGAGGGCAAAAAGCUAAAGAACCUCACCGAUCAGCAGGCGGAGCUAAUGGAGAAGUUCCGCCAGCCUCGCGCGGAGUACGCGCGAAUGCCCGUGCACCUGAGCGACAGGAGCAGUCCCAAAAACUAUCCCAAGAAGAUGCGACUGGCGCACGAAGGACGACCCACGGAGGAGGGAUGCUGGGAGAAGGUGGGAAUGAAUUGUCUGCGCGUCUUUGUCUGCAUAUUCGACUGAUCCGAGCAGUCAGAUGGGGAGGAGGAGGAGGACGACGACGAAGACGAGGAGGAUGAUGAUGAGGAAGAGGACGAGGAUGAGGGAGAACGAUCCGAAGGCGGCAAUAAUGGAGGUGGCAGGAAUCUCCAUAGAGACGACGGAGGAUGAGAUGACGAUCCCACAUAGACUUGUUGCAUUAAACGAAUAUUAGCGCUUA